Molecule: messenger RNA, 447 nt
Organism: Rhizoctonia solani
Lineage: Eukaryota; Fungi; Basidiomycota; Agaricomycetes; Cantharellales; Ceratobasidiaceae
Exons: 2
Coding region: 1-447 (148 amino acids)
Source: RefSeq, a predicted model, not a curated record
AUGAUGUACGAGGAGUUAGCUGGCAGUCAGAGGCGUAUAAGGCACAUAGAGGGAAUAUACGUCAAGAAUCUUACUCCAUUCCCUCUACGUGAUCAUGCAUCCUCGGCGCUGCAACACACGACACCAGCUCCAAUCAUACAACUCUCCGACGAUACAGAUCUGGUUCUCGCUCGUCGAAGAGGCCGAAAGAUAUCCCAGAACGCGGUCGUUACUCUGCGGAAUCUACGUUCAGAUGUACGCACUGAAGAAAGUGCUGACAAGCCAGGGGAGACACCUCGGAGCGCUCGCGCUCGUCCUGCUGGACCUCCUGUCAGUUUCUCUCGUGCUGGGCCCUCAAAUUCUCCUCCAGCACACUUGAGACGCCAGCGUUCUACUUCACAUACAUCACUGGAUCUACAAAAGCCGGAACUCAUUCACGCGAUGCAUCAGUUACUACCCACCGACUAG